This is a messenger RNA of Adineta steineri, 1697 nucleotides long. The record is from the annotation of a GenBank genome assembly. Lineage: Eukaryota; Metazoa; Rotifera; Eurotatoria; Adinetida; Adinetidae.
UAGCUUGUACAGAAAUUCAACGUACAUAUGAACAACGUCGACGUGAUCAUUAUCAACUGCAAACGGAAGGAACAUCUGUCCUUGAAUCACUAUCAACAAUAAAAGAUCUUAAAGGAUAUUUAGAAAAAUUAGAUGUUGCUAUUGAACGUGAACAACAACGAGAACGUGUUUAUUCAAAUUCAGAUAUGCCUGUUAAUAUAAAACUUGAACCAAAUGAUUUUAUGGAUGACGAAGAUUUUAAUCAUAAUGAAGAUAAUCAUGAAAAUCAUACUAUUUCAAAUUCUUUAUCGAACAGUAGAAGUUUAUCAACAGAAAAUAAAGAUAAUAAAUCUGACGAAUUAUCAGCGGAAGAAGGAGAACGUAGUGAUACUAAUUUUAGUGAUAUUAAUGAUGCUGAUAGUGAUAAUGAAGAACGUCAUCAACAUACAACAUCAAAUAGUGAUUCAGCUAAUCUAAAGCAAUCUGUGACUAUAUAUCGUGGUCUAUGUCCAUUAACUCGUGUUGGUCUUUUUGGUAUUCUUCCAAUACAUAAUAUUCGAUUAUGUGAAGGAAAAUCAAGUUGUCUUUAUAAUCAUUUACAAAGUUUUCAUCAUAUGACAGCUCGUAGUGCAUAUAAAGUUUGUAAAGCUGUUUUAAAACAACGUGAUCCAAUUUUAACAGUACUUUUUGGUUCAGAAGAUAUUUUAUAUAAUAAACAUUUUCAUAUUGCUUGUCCAUUUAAUGAAGAUGCAAAGAAUCCAUUUGAAUGCCAACCAAAAUAUAUAUAUAAAGCUCCAUGUUCAUCAAUAAUAUCACGUCUUGAUAUGCCAAGACAUUUACGUGAUGUUCAUCAUGUUUAUCGAACUAGUGCAUUAAAAAUAGUUGCUGAAAUGAGACGUUGUUCAAAAAAUUCCGAUAAAAAUCAAAUUCUUAAAUUAAAUCCAACGCUUUUCGAUAAACAUGAAAAUAUUAUUGAAGUAAUCGAUGAGAAAUCUAAUACACGAAUGAAACAAAUUUCAUUAUUAUCUGAUAUUUCAAAUGAUUUAUUCUUUGAAAUAUUUGAUUAUCUUGAUGUAUUCGAUAUUUUCCAAGGAUUUUACAAUUUAAAUCAAUAUUUCAACUAUUUAAUUAUAAAUCGACAUAUUUGUUUUCAAGCAAAUAUGUUAUCGUUAAAACCAAAUGAAUAUUCUAUUUAUAAAAAUAUUAUUUUACCAAAAAUUAGUUGUUAUAUUCGUUAUUUAUCAAUAUCGGAUGAAUUGAAUUAUUUACAAAUAAUUCUCCAUUCAUUUUCCUUCGUUAAUUUACAAUCAGUUCGAUUGUAUAAUGUUAAAUUAAAUGAAUUAAAAAUUCUACUUCAAUAUUGUAAGUUAAAAUCAAUUUUAAUUGAUACAAAUUCUAUUCAAAAUGAAAAACAUCUAAAUGAAAUAUUUAAGAUUUUAUUCAAUCAACAAUUAGAUCUUCGAUCAAUUCAAUGUAAUUUCUAUACAAAACUACAUUUUAUUGAAGAACAAUAUAAAUUAAGUAAAGUUAGAAAAGUUAUUAUUGAUUGUGAAUGUUUUUCAAGUGAUCUAAUUGUUCUGAUAUCUCAAUUACCAGAAUUAUAUCAUUUAAGUGCAUAUAUUAAUGAUCAUAAUCGAGAAUGUAUGGAUAAAGAUAUUGAUCAUAUAUCUGAAAGUAAAUCUCUUCGUUCACUUAUACUUCAUAUUGAAAAUAUUGAU